Messenger RNA from Phycodurus eques (leafy seadragon), 6591 nucleotides. Its product is annotated as sodium/potassium/calcium exchanger 2-like. Lineage: Eukaryota; Metazoa; Chordata; Actinopteri; Syngnathiformes; Syngnathidae. The transcript is spliced from 12 exons. Gene Ontology annotation, cellular component: membrane. The record is from RefSeq and is a predicted model, not a curated record. The coding region runs from base 2283 to 4988 and encodes 901 amino acids. Gene Ontology annotation, molecular function: calcium channel activity; calcium, potassium:sodium antiporter activity. Gene Ontology annotation, biological process: intracellular calcium ion homeostasis; long-term synaptic potentiation; calcium ion transmembrane transport.
GGGGGGGGGGGGGGGGCAAUGUGGGAUUAACCUGCUUUUCGUGGGAAGAUUUGUAUUAAGGCUGCACACACAUACAGAACAAAAAAUGAGGAACAUCUGCAGGCUUAAUCUUUUCAAAAGGCAGCGAGCGUCCUCCGGAUCCAGGGUAUCGUCUUCUAGUUCCCGAGUGAAAUUGUUUGGGGGGUCAUUGCCGAUUGGCGAAGCGCGUCACCUCAAGCGCGCUCCGUUACGCAAGACCCCGUGCCCCCCGACGCGUUCCGUGUAAUCUGCCGAGAUUGAAACCUGCUGCCCCCGUUAGAAUCGAAUCCCGGCUCACGCGUUUGACUUUGGAGCAGGAAACACUUCGCUUCCGUUCUGGCCACAAACGGGGAAAAACUUUGGUAGAAGUUAGCCACCUCGGAAAAUAGGACUUGAGUAAAAGUCUGAGCAGGAGCAGUCAUUCUCAAACUGGUUCCAUCAAAAAUGACGCGGCUCUCCAAGUGCCACCGUCUUGAACCGCAUUAAACGACUCAAAUUGGCACGCGAAGGAUAUUUGAUUGCGUUCGGAUGCAAAUGACAAUCGUCGACAAUCGUCACCAACUGUCAAAAUAUCAUUCAAAGCUGACAUCCACUAACCAGAGGCUGAGCUUCGCUGUAUUUCUAUUUGUUCCGUAUGUGUGAAAUCGUUCUUUAAUCAGGUGCAGCACUCAAACCUGCUCGAGGAUGAUCCAUUUCUUCAUGGCUCCGGCGCCACCAAACAGAUUUUCUGUUUUCCCGCUCUUUAAAUUUGCCACUGGCGACGCAUUCGCUGGGCCGUUCCCCCCCCCCAGAAUCCCGCGGUAGGCCUAUUGUUUUGCUGACCGGCUCUCCCGGGCGGCGGCGGUCCGGCCCGAGCCUCUGCCGUGAGGCUUCCUCUGGCAUCGAGUCCGUGGGGGAAGCGUGGCGCGUUAUUGAUCACGCGAGCUCGAUAGCUCGCCGAGGUCAAUUGUCCCCCCCCCCGCCCCCCGUUGGCUGGAAAAACGUGCUUGCUUAUCAUGGCUCUAUCUGGCCCCCGCCGCCCCUGCCCCAAUGCUGACAAAUCCAUACAACUAUGUGGAGCACAAAGGCUCGGAUUUAGCCGCCGGGCCCGAGCGAGGGGCGGGCUUCGAAGGGGGCGAGCCGGGGCCGGCGUGGAAAUUUCUCCGGUUUUUGUCAAAGCAAAACAAGCGUCGGCCCCGUCCCGUCCAAUCCUUCGUGACCCGUGACCGGUCAACGCUUUUAUGCUGGAAAGGCAGCCAGAUCGGGGCGGCCUGGAGAGAUCUGGUUCGAUGAGAAAGCUAUUGACGGAUGUCGUCGCACGGGAAAACGGGUGCGAGGACCACGCGCGCCGAUCGGACGCCCGUAAGAACGUCCCCUCCGAUCGGCUCGCGAUCGCCAGCCGGGCUCCUCCGAGGGCCCCUCGAGGCCUCGGGCAGACUUGUGUUAAAGGGUCGAGCGACGCAACGCGUCCGUUUCAUUCGGGUCCCAAAGGCGUUCGGAGCGUUUCGAAGAAUCCGAAGCGUCGAUAGUGCCGGGCGGCGGCCAUCGACGCGGGCCGCCUGCGCGCUUCCUGUUAGGUAACGGAGGCCAAUCGGGAGGGGUUGGGAGAGAAGGUCAAUCAAUGAGGUCAGUCAAUCGUGAUCUAUGAUACAUACUUUUGAGCCUGGCGUUUCCGUACUUCUGGGGGACAAAACUCGAGCGUCCCCAUCGAUCGUACACGAAACACGACAAGACUGAGAAAACAGGAUCUGAGGAUUUGAGCCUUUUUCUCUCCCUCUCGAGUUUCAAUGUGUCAAGUGUCGGUCGACCGGAAGAGGUCACGUGUACGAAAUUGCAUCCGAGGGAGACGCGACGCUCGCUUCCGCUCUGCGGCGAAAAUGAUUUCGCCCGAAUUAUUCUGGGUCAUUCUUAUUCCACCAGCGCAAGAUGAAUUGUUUUGACCGGUGCCGGCGACACACAACGCAUUCUUGCUUCAGAAAGGUUUGAGUUUCAUUCCGCCACGAGGAAAUCAAAGGAAGAAUAUCUCUUGCGGUCAAGUCGGCGGUCGUCACGUCACGUACCCCGGCGCCUACUGUUUCCGCACGUGGUGAAAUUUGGGCGUCGCGAUAACUAGCUGGGCGCGAGCCAAUGGGGGCUGUAUUGGCCCUCCUCGACCUUCCUUCCGUGACCUCCGACCGCAUGUCGUUACAAGGCUGAAAAAGGGGGCGAGUAGCUUUUGCUGUUUUCGUUACUUAUCGGCGAUAGUGCAGGGAAGGACUGCUGGAGUCGGCGGAUGAAAUGCGGGGAUGCCGAGCCCGCCCACGCCGUGUCUCGCGUGUAACCUUGAAAUGACCUUAGGCCGGCCCGCCCGCCGAUCAGCUCGCGGCCCGGAGCGCGGCCACCUGUUCGUGCGGGACGGCGGGCGGGAAAGAGGAGGGGAAGCGGGGAUAGAAACGGCGGGAGAGCUGCCGUGGCUCUGUAACCAUGGUAACGUGCGACAUCACCAGAAGCCCCCUCGCCUGCGGCAGCUCGAACCCGGCAGGGGGCGCGGGGGGGCCUCUUUACCCGACUCGAUUCAUCCAAAUCACGCGGUCGGCCCGGCUAAGCGCGAGCUUUUUUUCCGAACCGACGAAUGCGUUUGCUCUCAUCCGACCGAGCGAGCGGGACGGAUGCCGCCGCUGAGCCGAGACUGUGAAGUGAAGCCAGAGAGGAGGCGCGCGCAUUUCUUUCCUCCCCCCGCCCGCCCGCCCGCCACCCGCCCGCUCCUCCCCCUCCCCUGUCAAAAGCUCCUCCUCUAUCCGUCGCCGCAGCCGAGCCCGGUGACAUUUUGGUGCCGAACGAGAGCCAGAGGGCACCGGACUGCACGUUUGCGACGCGCCGCCGUCUUCCGCCCGCGUCUGAGUUGUUUUUCCAGCAGAGGCUACUAUGAAGACGACUUUUGGCAAGCCAGAUCCAGGAAAGCGCCAGCAGUCUUUUUAACACAUUUGAGGUCCAAACCAUGUUUUACCAUCCCCGGUAAAACCCACCCGACUUUCCCCUCAUCCUACCGAGCCAGCCGGAGCCAGGGCGCGCCGCGGAACCGCGCAGAGAUGGGUCCGCCGUGCUUCCGGCCGGCCGAGCCGCAGCCCGUCGCGGCGGCGCCCUGCGAGCGGAGGGCUCACCGGCGUCUGCGGCGAAAACUGAGCCCCGUGCGGAUCUUGGGCUUCGCGGCGAGCCUGCUGGCUCUAAGCGCCGUCUCCGUCUGCGCCUUGACGUGGAACUCCGUCGCUUUCGGCGAUUCGGCGGUCCCCCGGGAGAGCCUCUGGCAGCCGGCGCCCCGCCGGACUCUGCUCUUCAGCCGGCAGCGCGACGAGGCCGACGGGCCGGUCGCCAUGAAAUCCACCGCGGAUGGCAACGAAAGCCAAGGGGAGUACCCGCCGGACCUCUUCAGCCUCCAGGAGAGGCGCCGGGGCGCGGUCAUCCUCCACAUGUUCGGCAUGAUCUACAUGUUCAUCGCCUUGGCCAUCGUGUGCGACGAGUUCUUCGUCCCGGCGCUCACGGUCAUCACCGAGAAGCUGACCAUCUCGGACGACGUGGCCGGCGCCACCUUCAUGGCGGCGGGCGGCUCGGCCCCCGAGCUCUUCACGUCCAUCAUCGGCGUCUUCAUCUCGCACAGCAACGUGGGCAUCGGCACCAUCGUGGGCUCGGCCGUCUUCAACAUCCUCUUUGUCAUCGGCAUGUGCGCCAUCUUCUCCAAGGAGAUCCUCAACCUGACGUGGUGGCCGCUCUUCCGCGACGUCUCCUUCUACAUCCUGGACCUCGUCCUGCUCAUAGUCUUCUUCCUCGAUAACUUCAUCUCCGUGUGGGAAAGUGUCACGCUGCUGUCGGGAUACGCCGCCUACGUCAUCUUCAUGAAGUUCAACGGAACUGUGGAGGGCUUCGUCAAGAACUGCAUGAACAAGAACCAAGUGGUGGAGGUGGAGGUGCAGCCCAAGGCGAGUCCGGGGGCGCCCGAGGACGACGGCAAGUUGUCGGCCAGACCUCGACUCCAACGGGGGGGCAGCUCGGCCUCCUUGCACAACAGCUUGAUGAGGAACAGCAUUUUCCAGCUCAUGAUUCACACCCUGGACCCUUUGAGUGAAGAAUUUGCGGACUCCGAGCUUGGGACUUAUGGGAAACUAAAAUAUUAUCACUCAAUGACUGAGGAAGGGAAAUUCCGAGAGAAAGCCUCCAUUCUUCACAAGAUCGCCAAAAAGAAAUGUCAAGUGGAGGACAGCGAGAAGGCCAACGGAGUCGCCAGCCGUUCAGAUAAGAACCUGCCAAACAGCUCCAGCGUGCAAGUGGAGGUGACGCCGCCCAUGAACGGCACCGCCGGCCAAGAGGGGGAAGCGGCCGAAGACGAGGAGGACGACGACCAGCCCCUCAGCCUGUCCUGGCCCGAGUCCGGCCGCAAGCGCUUCACCUACCUCUUCGUCAUGCCCGUCGUCCUCCCGCUCUGGUUGACGCUGCCCGACGUCAGGAAACCGUCGUCGAAGAGGUUCUUCCCCCUCACCUUCGUGGGUGCCAUCUGCUGGAUCGCGGCCUUCUCCUACCUGAUGGUGUGGUGGGCUCACCAGGUCGGGGAGACCAUCGGGAUUACGGAGGAGAUUAUGGGCCUGACCAUAUUAGCGGCCGGGACCUCCAUCCCCGACCUCAUCACCAGCGUGAUCGUGGCACGCAAGGGCCUGGGCGACAUGGCCGUGUCCAGCUCCGUCGGCUCCAACAUCUUCGACAUCACUGUCGGACUCCCGUUCCCGUGGCUCAUGUGGUCCCUGCUCAGCGGCUUGCAACCGGUGGCGGUGAGCUCCAACGGCCUCUUCUGCGCCAUCGUGCUGCUCUUCCUCAUGCUCCUCUUCGUCAUCAUCUCCAUCGCCGCCUGCAAGUGGCGCCUGAGCAAGCUGCUGGGCUUCAUCAUGUUCAUGCUCUACUUCGUCUUCCUGGUGGUCAGCGUCAUGCUGGAGGACCGCGUGCUCAUCUGUCCCGUGUCGGUCUGAGCCCCCCGGUCCCCCCUUUUCCCCUUAGCGACAAAAAUCAUCCCGGGCGGCUCUCCUGUGCGACGCAGUCGGGAGAACGUGCGGCGGGCGGAUGCGCAAAACUUGCUCUCGGCCAUUUAGUUAUUUCGGUAGCGGGGGAAGGGAGGGGGGCGCAUUGCGGCCAAAUGUAGAAGCGUCAUGCAUGCCGUUAGUGUCGUUAGAAUGGGCUUUUCAAGGCUGGCGGGUUGAGGAGAAGGAGAAGCACCUCACGUUCCUUGAACAGAUGAAGACGACGCAAGACGGCGUCUCCUGUCAGUGAAGAGGCUCCUUCAACAAAAAACCCACUUCCUUCUUCACCGUGGUCCUCUGAACCGUGAAAUCCUCUGAAUCCUCUUCAGAGGAUUUUCUUUUUCAGUUUCAACACUUUUCCAUGAGAUAAUUAGCAGUAGCAUUAGACGAACUGUAGCAGGACAAUCUGCUCCCUCUGAUUGUAGAUAACACCACAGACACUCGCACCGCGCAAAAACACUGACUGCGAAGCGGAAAGAAUACAUUUGGCGAGAACGCGUCACAAUUGAUGGGCAGCGUGGAGCGCUUUGGCUCUCCUCCCAGCUGCCUGCGAGAAGACAAGAAAAUGACACUCGCGGGGGAAUCUUCCGCUCCUUCCACAUUUCGACCAGGCGUACACCAAAAUGUAGACUUUUCCAGCACGUUGCAUCCCAUGCAAACUCGUGCUCCGUCUCCACGUAGAAGACGCGUAGGCUGCCUGAUGUCUCGUUGGCUUUCUGGUCAACAAGGUGUGCAAGCUGCGAUGACCUUCCCUUAGUUGUCAGCCUAUCAGUAGCUAUGGAACCUAUCAAAACGGACACCCCUGAACUUCUAACCUCAAUCUCAAUCUCAAUCUCAAUCUCUGAGAAUAAAGAGCAAUAUACGUGUUGUCGUGCGUCUGGCCCGCACCCGUCCACCGAACCCUAACCCGCUCGCCCGCCCCCGCUUACCUCGGCCUCUCUUUGGCCUGGUGACCCACCGACCGUACAACUGAACUGUUGACUUUUAUGCAUUCACUUAGAAAGGAUAGCAGGUUUUACUUCGUAAAUAUCUAUUUUUGUCCUUUCGUUUCAAAAGAGCAAAACCGCUUUGGAUAGGACUUCUUUUUUUUUCUACCGAUGUUGAGCAAAUGUAGGGUUGCUGCUGCCAACAUUUGUUCACGUAUCGAAGUGCAAAAAAACCAAGCAUGAAAGAUCCACUAACUGCCUCUCGAAGGCUUGUGCGGUAUAUCCUGUAUUAUAUUGUCAGUCCCAUCUAAUUUUGCUUGAGUUUGGACAAUCGUCCUCUCUGACAAGUGUGCACUUAAUGGGAGGUGCGCUCCAAAGUAGACGUCGGAAGGACUUUUGAUUGGCUUACCGAGGUGAGCGAGCGUGGGACUCGACCGCUGGCACCAAGGAAACGUUUUGCACUGGAAAUCUCUUCGUUUUCUUGGUGUUAAUGUAAUCUGGAUUUCACGUGUACAUAUAUACAGAUCCAAAUGAACCAUAUAAUCUAUUGAUGUACAACGCAUUUGUCUCUAUGUAAAAACAAAGUCACAUGACGAAACGAAUAAAGCUGAUCUGAUUCUAAUAUGCAA